Ochotona curzoniae (black-lipped pika) is the source of this 1652-nucleotide messenger RNA. It is a transcript of the gene UBALD1, whose product is annotated as UBA like domain containing 1. NCBI's taxonomy places the organism in Eukaryota, Metazoa, Chordata, Mammalia, Lagomorpha, Ochotonidae. Gene Ontology annotation, molecular function: protein binding. Bases 1 to 948 code for a protein of 315 amino acids. The transcript has 4 exons. The record is from RefSeq and is a predicted model, not a curated record.
AUGUGCAACGCUGUAAACAGAGCCCGCGACGCCCCACCCCCUUCUCCGGCCCCGCCCCCGCAACCCAAUUUCCGAAAAAAAAAAAAAAAAUCACAAGCGCUAGCGUGGGAAAAGUGGAAGUCCCGCCGGAGGGGGGACCCCGAGGCUGCUGGUUUUCCUUCCCUGUCCCAGAGGCCGUACUCUUUCCCACGUGCUUCCCGAGCUGGCUGCGUGGGGACAGCCGAGAGCCGGGGAACAGCGACCCUUCCCCGCCCGGGGCGGUGUGGACUACAACUCCCAGCAUGCCGUGCCGGCGGCCGCGCGAGGCGAGGCCGGGUGAGUCAGAGCCGCACAGUAAAUAUUUGUAUUAGCCUGAGCCGGCUCGCUAAUGGUGGACGCGUGAGGCAGAGGCGGCCGGAGCGGGCAGCGCGGCGGCGCCAUCUCGUGAACAUGGACGAGCUCAAACAUCAGCUCAUGAUCAACCAGUUCGUGCUGACGGCGGGGUGCGCGGCCGACCAGGCGAAGCAGCUGCUGCAGGCGGCCCACUGGCAGUUCGAGACAGCCCUCAGCGCCUUUUUCCAGGAGACCAACAUCCCCUACAGCCACCACCACCAAAUGAUGUGCACUCCCGCCAACACCCCUGCCACACCCCCCAACUUCCCAGAUGCCCUCACCAUGUUCUCCCGGCUCAAGGCCUCCGAGAGUUUCCACGGUGGCGGCAGCGGCAGCCCAAUGGCCACAACAGCCACGUCGCCCCCGCCGCACUUCCCCCAUGCCGCCACCAGCAGCUUCGCAACACCCAGCUGGCCAACUGCGGCCUCGCCCCCUGGGGGCCCACAGCACCACCAACCGCAGCCAUCCUUGUGGACUCCGGCACCCCCUUCCCCGGCUUCAGACUGGCCACCCCUGGCCUCCCAACAAGCCACCUCAGAACCCAGGGCCCAUCCGGCCAUGGAGGCAGAGAGAUAAGGGAGGCCCCUCCCCCCUCCCGGAGGCCAGGACCCCGUGGGGUGGGGGAGAGGAUGUCUCUGCGGGCCCCCCUUCACCCCUCCUCUGUCUGCACCCCGUGCCCCGGAGCCCUGGAGGGAAGAGACUGCACUCUAGCCAGGCAGGGAUGUGCCUUGCUCCAACAUGCACAGCUGUGCACACGGGAGUUGGCAGGAGCAUAGGCACGAGCACCUAGUUCAGAGAGGUUUGGUUACCUGGUAAGCAGAACUUCAGAGGCCACGACUCAGCCCGAGGCCGGGUAUGCUGCCGAAGACUUCUCAGUGCUGGUUCCUGGCCUGGCGCCUUCGGGGGGCCAACAGGCCUAGACCCCCAUCCUUGGAGAUGAGAGCCCUCUCCGCAUGUGUGCGUGUAGCUGUGUUUGUGUAUUUAUGCUACUUUUCAAAAGGCAACCUAGUUUUUGGGGCAGCUGGACUUUGCAUGUUAGGUGAGCCCUGAGCCCCUUGCCCGCAGCCCCUCCCCCCAGUGCUCUGUCUCUGACCCCAUCCCUUUGCCAGCGAGCAUUGCCGUUCCCUGCAGAGAAAAGGAUCAUAGGAAACUCCAGGACUCUUGUACCCAUCCCCCAGCACCUGCCUGCUGGGGCAGCCUGCAUGCCUCCCCCAGAGCCCGGGGUUCCUAUACCCAUUUCCUUCCCACCUUUUAACAAAAGACAAGAAAAUUCCAAACCA